UUAAUCAUCCUCAUUUGUUUUAGAUCGAUUGAAAAAGAAAGGGAAAGAAGAGAAGGAAGGAUUUUGUUCAACAAUGCAAAUUCCAAUGCUUUUACAACAUUGUCUCUUAUUAUCAUCACUUCUUUUUUCAUUACAACAAUUACCUACCUAUGCUGCCCCUAAGUUUUAUAUAGUCUACUUGGGCUCUCACCACGCAGAACCUCGUUUAUUAGCCAGUCCCGAGACUAUUACAAAGUCCCAUCAUGACUUGAUUUCUUCUGUAUUAAGGAGUGAUUCUGUAUCAUCUUCAGAAAGGAUAAUAUAUUCUUAUAAUAAGAUAUAUAAUGGCUUUGCUGCAACAUUACACGAAGAAGAGGCCAAUGAGCUCUCAAAGCAUCCAAGUGUUGUAUCAAUAUUUGAAAGUCGAAUUCUUGAAUCGACAACGACUCGAUCAGCGGAUUUCUUAGGAUUACAUUAUCCACCUUCCAACCUUGAAGAUUCAAUAUGGCAUAAGGCAAACUUAGGAGAUGAUAUCAUUUUAGCAAACAUAGAUUCCGGUGUGUGGCCGGAGAUUCAAAGCUUUUCUGAUGAUGAAAACUAUGGCCCGAUUCCCAAAAAGUUCAAAGGAGCCUGCGAAAAUAAAUAUGAUCCGACAUUCAAGUGCAAUAGGAAGCUUAUAGGAGCCAGAUAUUUUUACAAGGGCAUGGAGAAGCAUAGUAAUAUACAAGAAAAUUGUACCUUCAAUCAAAAGUUGAGCCCUAGAGAUGACACAGACGGGCAUGGCACCCACACCCUAUCAACGGCGGGAGGGAGUAUCGUCCCAUACGCAAGCUGGGGAGGACUCGCGAAUGGGACAGCUAAAGGAAUGGCACCGAAAGCGCGGUUGGUGGCCUACAAGACGAUGUGGAACGUUCAAUGCCCAACAUUUAAAACCACAGGAAGCAAUGAAAUAGAUAUAAUGGCUGCUUUCGAAGCUGCUAUUGAUGAUGGCGUUGACGUUAUAAAUUUUUCUCAAGGAUCAAUUAAUAGUGCUUAUCUUGAUGAUGCUGCAGGAAUAGCUACCUUCCAUGCCAUGAAGAAUGGCAUCCUCACUAUUGUUGCUGCAGGAAAUAGUGGGCCGAAUGCCGGGACUGCUGCAAAUAAUCAUCCAUGGGUGCUAUCUGUUGGUGCGUCUACUAUUGAUCGUGUUUUUUCUGCUCACGUUCUACUCAGCAACAAUCAGAAGAUCAAGGGUACACGGUUUUAUGAUUUUGUAGCAAAAGUUGACGUUCCUAGUGAAUUGUACCCACUAAUCACUGGUGCAGAUGCUCGCAUAUCUGGUGCUAAUGUUAGCGAUGCAUCAUUAUGUCAAGAAGGAAGUAUCGAUGUUGCGAAGGUGACUGGAAAGAUUUUGGUAUGUCGCAACGCUGGAAGAAUUGUUGGAAAAGAUGAAACAUUGGCUAGUGUUGUAGCUAGAGAUGCUGGGGCUGUUGGGAUGAUCUUUGUAUAUGAAGAGAAGAUAGGAGAUGGAGAUGUCUUUCACCAAUUUCAUGCAGUCAACACUAUAGUUCUUAGCUAUAAAGACGGCGAAACUCUUUUUUCUUAUAUUAACUCUACAAGGACUCCAACCGCGUCAAUCAGUGGCGUAACAAAUACAUUGGGAGUAAAGCCAUCUCCAAUCAUGGGUUUUUUCUCUUCGAGGGGUCCAAACCAGAAUAACCCUGGUAUUUUAAAGCCUGAUGUUACAGCUCCUGGGGUAGAUAUUCUCGCUGCUUGCCCUCCAGAAAUCUUUCAAAAUUCUUAUUGCAUGUUAACCGGAACAUCAAUGGCUAGUCCUCAUGUUACUGGUAUUGCGGCUCUUAUUAAGAAGCUACAUCCUGAUUGGAGUACAGCAGCUAUCAAAUCAGCAAUCAUGACUACAGCAAGUCCCCUUGAUAAUGAAGGGAUGCCUAUACGUGACAGUGACAAGAUAAGUGAUGCUAACCCAUUUGCAUACGGGUCGGGCCACGUUAAACCCAAUGCGGCAAUGGAUCCAGGGUUGGUUUAUGACAUGAACCAAUAUGAUUACCUAAACUUCCUAUGUGCAUAUCCUCCUGAGAGUACAACUCUUAAAGAAUUUAGCCAACAACAUUCUUACAAAUGCCCGCGCUCCUUCAACAUCUUGGAUUUCAAUUAUCCUUCCAUAUCGAUCGUAAAUUUUACCGGCAAUGCGAUAGUUACUCGGAAGUUGAAGAAUGUUGGACAACCUGGAACCUAUGUUCCACGCAUUGAGCCGCCACCCGGUGUCUCAAUUGUGGUGGAGCCUAAGACUUUGGUGUUCUCUCAAAAAGACCAAAUCAUUAUGUUUAAACUUAUCCUUACAGCGGAUAUCAAUCAUCUCUCCACUGACUACAUUUUUGGAAGUUUGGUGUGGUCUGAUGCUAAACAUGUUGUUAGAAGUCCUAUUACGGUCAAGGCUAAAAAUAGGUAGAUAGUUGUCUGUAGUAUUUGGAAAAAUUCAUGGGAAUAAUCCCACCUUUUGGCUGUUCAUUUUUAAUAAUCCCACCUUUGAGAUAUUUUUUAAUAAUCCGACCUUUAUCCCCCAUUCUUUUUUAAUGGUCCCAACCGGUCAUGUAAUCUGUUAUAGCAGGUAACAUGACACGUGGCAGCCUGUGAAUGGUAAAAAAAAAAGCAGAAAAAAUUAAAUUAACAAAAGAAAAAAAAAAAAAAAAAACAGCCAGCCACCAGGGAGCUAGCCCAACCACCAGCCCAGGCCAGCCCCCUACCGCCAGUACCUGCUCUGGCAGGGGCGCCAGCGGCCGUCGGCCUCCCUCCCCUUCCCCUCCUGCUUCAUUCUCUCCUUUCUCUUCCUCCAUGAUCACUCCAUCACAACCACCACCUGGGAAACGGCCGAACUGAACUCCCUAUACUACCCACGUCCAUUUUCGUCCUGGCAGCCACUCCCUUACCUUGCCUAAGCCCCGACAACCACCCCUCCCCCUGCCUUACCGCCGAAACCACCCUCCUUCCACAACCACUUGACCAGAACAGACCCCCUCCCCAGCCCCACCCUCGAAAUCGCCCCUAACUCGAACCCCCCACUCCGAAACCACCCUAAACCCUCACCCUAGAUAGCCCCUAACUUGGUUUUGGAAGUAAAGAAGGAAGGGGGUUCGAUUUCCGUUACCCUCAAAGGUGAACAAGGGUUUUGGGGAUGGGGGUUGAGGGGCAAGGUGGCUACGAUGUAAGCUUCGAUCUGGUGGUCGGGGCUGGUGGAGGAGGUGGCUGGGGCCAGUGGACGACGACAGCGGUGGCUGGGACUUGUGGAGGAGGUGACUGCCGGUUUUUUUGUUUUUUUUUUUUAAUUUUGUUUUUUAAUUUAAAAUUUUAGACAAAUUGUAUAGUGACACGUGUAUUUUAAACCAAAUUUUUUUUUUACCUCUUCUACUGGUUACUGGUCACCCGAGACCAUUAAAAUAAAGGGGGGGGGGUAAAAGGUCGGAUUAUUAAAAAAUAUCUCAAAGGUGAGAUUAUUAAAAACGAACGGCCAAUAGGUGGGAUUAUUUCCAUGAAUUUUUCCAUAGUAUUUUUCAUUUACAAUGUUUACUAGUACACUCCUUUAAUUUCUAUCCUACUAUAUACUUUGUAUAUAUUAGAAUGUACCAGAACCCGAGCUAGUGCGCAAGAAAUACUAGAACUAACUAUGCGCACGAAAUUAAUUUUAGAUAUAUUGUAGUAUUUGUGGCAAUUCAGAUGUAAGGAAUAAUGCAUGAAAAUAAAAAGAAUGCAUUAUGUAAAGACCAAGCCCUUGUAUUAAUUAUUACUUCUGUUAAUUUUUAGUUAUAAUAAAGGGGUGAUA
Molecule: messenger RNA, 3796 nt
Organism: Chenopodium quinoa (quinoa)
Lineage: Eukaryota; Viridiplantae; Streptophyta; Magnoliopsida; Caryophyllales; Amaranthaceae
Product: subtilisin-like protease SBT5.4
Exons: 11
Coding region: 74-2428 (784 amino acids)
Biological process (GO): proteolysis
Molecular function (GO): serine-type endopeptidase activity
Source: RefSeq, a predicted model, not a curated record